AUGGAGGAUGAACCGCUGCCCCCUGAGGGGGAUGAUGACGAGCUGGACACAGUGAACCCGGCGCCACCACUGGAGGCGGGUGACGCCAGCUCGGUGCUGCACAGUGACGCAAUCGGUGACACCAUGUAUUCUGAGCGUGGUGUGCUGCGGACGCUGAUGGCGCUGAAUGCUGCUGUGCCGCGGUAUAUCGGCCUGGGGCAGCACCAGAACAGUGCAUGUGAUGAGUCGGAGCCGCCGCUGAUGGAGUUGGACACUGAGCUGGAGCAGCAGCUGUGCCAGCUGUGGGACAUGUCGGCCGAGCGCGACGUGGCCGUCUUCCUGGGCAACUGCGGCCUGGUGGAGGUGGCGCUGCCGCUGCUGGGGCGCUCGCCGUGCCCGCGCCUGCUCGAAAUCCUGGCUGGCACGUUCGCCAACUGCGCCGCGCACGGCCCGACCGGCCUGGCGCAGCUGUACGCCGUGCGCGGAGAGCUGCCUGAGGAGGAGCUGCUCCAGACGUGUCGCGAUACGCUGCGCCUGGUGGCCGAGCUGCGCGCCGAGCUGCCGGACACAGAGUCAGCCGCCUUGGUGCACUGA
Messenger RNA from Pollicipes pollicipes, 573 nucleotides. Its product is annotated as protein saal1. The transcript has 4 exons. The coding region runs from base 1 to 573 and encodes 190 amino acids. NCBI's taxonomy places the organism in Eukaryota, Metazoa, Arthropoda, Thecostraca, Pollicipedomorpha, Pollicipedidae. Gene Ontology annotation, cellular component: nucleoplasm. The record is from RefSeq and is a predicted model, not a curated record.